GUUUUGAAAAGAAAAGAAAACCUCAAAACCCCUUGUCGCGUUCGUGUGGAAGAUUCUCUGAAUCCAUUGCCCCCUUUUUGCGAGAAAAUUGGAAAUUGAACUGAGGUGAAGAAGAAACGACUGAGUUUGUUUUUGUAACUCGUGUACGCUGAGUCAAAUCGGUCUUUGCAAUGGAGAGGCUAGAGUUGAAAGAGGUUCAGAAACUCGAAGGUCACACCGAUAGGGUUUGGAGCUUGGAUUGGAAUCCAGCCACCGGUCAUGCCGGUAUUCCACUCGUUUUCGCUUCUUGCAGCGGCGAUAAAACCGUUCGAAUCUGGGAACAGAACCUCUCCAAUAGCCUCUUCUCAUGCAAGGCGGUUUUGGAAGAAACACAUACUCGAACUGUUCGAUCUUGUGCUUGGUCGCCGUCCGGGAAAUUGUUAGCUACUGCAAGUUUUGAUGCCACCACUGCUAUAUGGGAAAAUGUUGGGGGUGAUUUUGAGUGUGUCUCUACUUUGGAGGGACAUGAAAACGAAGUCAAGAGUGUAUCUUGGAAUGCAUCUGGAACUUUGCUUGCAACUUGCAGUAGAGAUAAGUCUGUUUGGAUAUGGGAAGUGCAGCCAGGCAAUGAGUUUGAGUGUGUCUCAGUGCUGCAAGGACAUACUCAGGAUGUGAAAAUGGUGAGGUGGCACCCAACGGAGGAUAUCUUAUUUUCAUGUAGCUAUGAUAAUAAUAUUAAGGUCUGGGCAGAUGAAGGUGAUAGUGACGAUUGGCAGUGUGUUCAAACCCUUGGAGAACCCAACAAUGGUCAUACAUCUACUGUUUGGGCCCUCUCCUUCAAUGCUAGUGGAGACAAAAUGGUUACCUGUAGUGAUGAUCUUUCCCUGAAGGUAUGGGAAACAGACAAUGUAGGGAUGCAAUCUGGUGGUGGAUUUGCUCCUUGGAGACAUCGUUGCACUCUUACAGGAUAUCAUGAUCGGACAAUUUUCUCAGUUCAUUGGUCAAGGGGAGGUAUCUUUGCUAGUGGAGCUGCUGAUGACGCCAUACGACUUUUUGUGGAUAACAAUGAUAGCCAGGUUGACGGUCCUCUGUACAAGUUGCUAUUGAAGAAGGAGAAGGCACAUGACAUGGAUAUAAAUUAUGUGCAGUGGAGCCCUGGGGAGAAGCCACUCUUAGCCUCAGCAAGCGAUGAUGGGACAAUCAAGGUGUGGGAUCUGGGAUCAUAGUGGGAUACCAGUUUAGCAUAUUUGCCGUAUCAGCAGCAGAAAUUAUACUAGUGGAGUAUAAUAGUAGAAAUGCUAGAUGUAAAAGGCAUCCUCAUUGUUCCUUUUGUUUAAUAUAUUUAGUAAUUUAUAAUAAUUUAAAAUAGAUUUUGAAUAUUGCAUUUUUUAAACCUUAAUCAAGAGUUUGAUUGUAAGGCAUCCUCAUUGUUCUUUUUGUUUAAUAGAUUUACUAAUUUAUAAUAAUUUAAAAUAGAUUUGAA
Molecule: messenger RNA, 1462 nt
Organism: Vicia villosa (hairy vetch)
Lineage: Eukaryota; Viridiplantae; Streptophyta; Magnoliopsida; Fabales; Fabaceae
Product: protein CIA1
Exons: 10
Coding region: 171-1205 (344 amino acids)
Biological process (GO): iron-sulfur cluster assembly
Cellular component (GO): cytosolic [4Fe-4S] assembly targeting complex
Molecular function (GO): protein binding
Source: RefSeq, a predicted model, not a curated record